Molecule: messenger RNA, 1596 nt
Organism: Dalotia coriaria
Lineage: Eukaryota; Metazoa; Arthropoda; Insecta; Coleoptera; Staphylinidae
Product: cuticle protein 16.8-like
Exons: 2
Coding region: 637-1383 (248 amino acids)
Cellular component (GO): chitin-based extracellular matrix
Molecular function (GO): structural constituent of chitin-based larval cuticle
Source: RefSeq, a predicted model, not a curated record
UUCCAACAAAAAUAAAACAAGACAAAAUAGCACAUACGGCAGUAAUAGUUAUGAAUAUAUGAGCAUGGCGUAUGAUGCAGAACCGCGCGGGUUCAUAAUAAUUGGUGCAAGUGCAAGUCGCGAUUAUUUCUCAUUGCCCACAUUACGCUGGCGGACGAGUGCGGAAAUUCUUAAUGACAUUUAUACUGUGCGUCCCAGACAAACAACAAAAGAAAACUAACAACAAUAACAAACCAGACAAAAUUCAAUAACAAAAUAUAAGUGAAUCGAUUGUAAAUUAUUAUAAACUUGAUUAAAGCGAGACAUUUUUGUGUUGAAUAUCAUUUAGAGAGUUUGCAACAUGCAGUUUUUCUGCAUUCGCUAACGACGUCAUUGCGUAACGUGAUAGUUAUAGAGUUGCGUUUCCAUUUCAUUUACUUUCUCUUGAAACCAAUGCCCGGCGUUGGCCGCUAAAUCGCGAGCGUAAACAUGGCGACAAGGGUCCCCUAAUGCCCCAAAGCACACUUUACAACGCACACCCACAGCCAGUAUAUAAAAGCAAGCGCGUUCCUCAUAUCGACGCAUUUUCUCUUAAUCGCUCGCGGUGAUUCUUUCAAUCUUAUUUACUUUGUUUCAUUUCAUCUUGUGUGGAUUACAAUGUUACUUAAAACCAUAUUUUCGUUAUCAGUGAUAAGUUUAACAUUGGCAGCGUAUGAAGACGAAAAAUAUUACCGUACACCUCCACCCCCAAGGAUAUUAUCACAUAAACAAACACAAAACCAUGAUGGCGGCUUCAAAUUCGCGUUUGCCGCUGAAAAUGGCCUAGCGCAAACGGAAGUAAUCGCUCCGGAUGGUAGCCGCAACGGCGGCUAUACCUACGUGGACCCACAUGGCAAAACCAUCACAGUGAAGUACACAGCCGGAAAGGACGGUUUCCGUAUCCUUGAAGGCGAGCACAUUCCACGGGAAGUACACGCUCAUCCCAAUGACCGCCCUGUUCACCAACCACACUAUGAACACGAUGACGGAUCGUACAAACCCGAACGCGAUGAGCAUCCUUACGAUGACACUAAUCCUGCGAACAAACCUGGUCUUCAAGCGUAUCGGGCACCUGUAUACCACCAGCAAGUGGCCCCACAGCCUCAUCCACAACCACAGUUGCAACUGCAAUACAAACCAAACUUCGCUCCACCACACUAUGUAAAAGCGUACAUACCUCAAGGACAUCCAUUGCCACAACCAAGGCACUACGCACCCGUUCAAGUGCAAGCGCCAGCGACCGAACACGAACAGUAUUCGAAUUCUGUUGAGUCCGAUGUGGUUGGAAAAGCACCGGUUUAUAACGAUGCCCCUGGAAAACCCUAUAGCUUUGGGGCUGGUUACGCAUUUUCCUUCCAGAACUAACCGAAUCUAUCUCACCUAGUAAUCAUCGCGUUCCUCCACUUUUCACACAACCUACAACUAAAUAAUAUAACAAUCAAUAUCUGAACUAAGGCUGUAAAUACGCUAAACAUACUAUAACAUUUAUACCGAGUGAUAGUGGUCCAUAUAUAAUAUCACUCGUUGUUGUUCUUCGUUAUAUUGUUAUUUUUACAAAUAAAAAUGUGAAAGUCAUAA